AUGGACACUGACCCGCUCCUGCCCAAGCCACCGUACGUACCAACGACAUGGCGCAGCCCGCUCUUGCCGCUCUGCGAGUGGCACUACUUGGACGGGUUUACCGCGUGCUGCUGCCCGUGCCUUGCGCUCGCCGACAUUGCGGGCAACAUCGAUGCAUGCGGCGGCUUUUACACGACGCUGGCAAGUGCCGGACUGCUGGUGGAGCUGAUUCUCGUCCUGCAAGUGCUCGCGUCGUCGUCGGUCGUCGUGCGCGGACUGGGCCUCGUCGCGCUACUGGGGUAUCUCCUCUUCAUUGCGGUGCUUCGAACGUCCGUGCGGCGAGCGCUCAAGAUUCGCGGGUCCGAACUCGGUGACGCGCUCACGUCGGCUCUCUGUCCCUGCUGCACGAUCGUCCAAAUGACCUCCGAGGGCAGCGAACUCGAGGACGUUCUCUGUGCGCUCUGUUGCCCUCCUUGCAUGCUCGCCCAGCUAGCGACGCACGUCGAGCUCUACGACGAAACCAAGUCCGUCUGUGGCCCUCGCAGCGUUCUUCGGGGCUUUAGCCUCGAGCCCGACACGAUCUGAGUCGUUGCAAGAAUGCCUCACUGCGGCAAGCGG
This is a messenger RNA of Saprolegnia parasitica CBS 223.65, 597 nucleotides long. RefSeq lists its product as hypothetical. The record is from RefSeq and is a predicted model, not a curated record. Bases 1 to 564 code for a protein of 187 amino acids. Lineage: Eukaryota; Oomycota; Saprolegniomycetes; Saprolegniales; Saprolegniaceae. The transcript has 3 exons.